Messenger RNA from Cucurbitaria berberidis CBS 394.84, 2091 nucleotides. RefSeq lists its product as uncharacterized. The transcript has 3 exons. The record is from RefSeq and is a predicted model, not a curated record. NCBI's taxonomy places the organism in Eukaryota, Fungi, Ascomycota, Dothideomycetes, Pleosporales, Cucurbitariaceae. The coding region runs from base 1 to 1845 and encodes 614 amino acids.
AUGCCAUCAGACCAGUCGCCCUAUGCGGGCCCGGCAGCCCUUGGUCACUCGAAGUACGCCAGUCCAGCCCGCAGGAACGCAGCUUUGGCCGCAUUUCCUUCUGCAGACGCUUCCUUCACCAACGCUACUCUCACCCCCACUACUGACAACAUCAUCGCUACUGGGAAUUCUAGUGUUGCCCUUAAAUCGGCCAACAAAGUACCUCAGAAUGCCGACGUCGAGCUUGCUGUUGCCCAGGGCAAUACCUUGAAGGAUGAUAUUGAUAGAUACGCGGCGAGGUUCUCUAGGACUGUGUGCGUCGCUAUGAUCAAUACGCGUCAGCUUCUCGAACUCAUUCGUAAUUCGAUGCAGAAGGACAAUGCGACGGACCUGAAGACCGUCGAAGACCUCUGGCUCCAGCUCGAGCAGCUUUUCGCUGCCGCAAAUGAAGCCAAGGCCGCCUUGCCUGCGUUCUUGGAGAAACAAAGGAACAGCAUGAGUCUAUAUCACGCUUCGAUGAUGAACGACACGAUCCGAGAGACACAAGAGGAGUUGAACAUUCAGCACAAGAAAGUCAACAUUCAGCACAAUCUCAUCCUUGAGCACCAGGAGGCCUUCCUAGAGUACAAGACGCAGACUGCCGCAAAGCUCAAAGAGGUCGAAGACUUCCAGGAGCGAGUCUCCCGCCUUACAUUGGAGAAGGGCAAUUUCCGCACCGAGGUCGACAAAUACAAGCAUUUGCUUGAGAAGGAGAUGACUACGAGGGCUGAAGAUCUCCAGAAGGCCGAUGCUCUGCAGAAGGAGCUCGAAACACUUGCGGCAUCUAAGCAACAGCUCGUUACAGAAACCGAGACCCUUCGCAACGCCCUCAGUGACUUUCAAGAGAAAAUGAAGACCACUGAGCAACAAAUCACUGGUCGUCUUACAGCGGAGAUCCAGGCCACGGCAGAUCAACUAGCGAAGGAGACGCAGAAGACCACAAGUCUCAGUGCCGCGAUCAACACGAUGAAAAACGGCAACAGUACGGCUAGGAUGGAGGCAGACAAAGUCAAGCUCGAGAAUAAGGCACUUACCGAGAAGUACAAGGAGCAAUCUGCCGAGCAUGCGCAGGCUUUCACAAAGCUCACCGAGUUGGCUAAGAAGAAUGAUACCCUGAAUACUGAUAUCGGACGCUUCCAGAAAGAGAACCAUGAACUGAAUCAGCAACUCGCCAAGCUUCCCGAGCUCGAGAAGCAGAAUGCAGAACUUGUCGCAGUGAAGUCAAACCUCUUGGAGCAAGCCCAACGUCUCACUACCGAGCUGAGUACGGCGAAGAUCGACAGUAACCGAGCCACAACCGAGCUCAAUGCUCUUCAUGGAAAGGUCAAAAAGCUCAAUCAGGAGGUUGAGGACUUGGAGAUGGAGAACAAUGAUCUCCUCUCUAAGCAAGGCGAAAACAAGAGGGCGGUGCAAGCUCUGGCUAUCCUCAAGGCUGAAAACUCGAAGCUCGAGACCACAAUCGAUGAGCUCCAGGCCGGCCGUGCAGCGUUCCCUGUUAGUGGCCCUCCAAUUUCGGACCAGGAGAAGAAGGCUUUGGAGGAGCAGAUAAGUCGCCUCGAGGCGAGGAAGACCAGCCUUGAGAGUGCUCUUCAAGAGUGGACUGAUCUAGCUAAACGUUCCUACAAGGAAUACCAGGAAAUGCUUCCGACGUACAAGCAAGCUGAACAGUAUCGCAAGGAUGCGCUCCACAAGGAAGACGUGAUCAAAGGUCUGAAGCUCGAACUCAUCGCGGCCAAGACUUCUCAGUCCAACGGUGUGGGUGCGAAUGGAGAUGCCAACUACUGGAAGGAUAAGUACGAGUCUCUUCUAUCGACUAUUUGCGGCUAGACCUAUACUCAAGAUACGAUGUAUCUGUCUACAUCGCUAGUGAUUGUUAAAGGCAAGCCGGGAUAACUGAAUGCAUGCAGAGAUGAUGAGCUCAAACUUGAGUGUAUGGUGCAUGUAUGACCGGUAGUCAAGUGUGAGGAGAUGUAAAUGCGGACCACUUGAAAGUUCAUAGUUUCUGAAGCAAUCAGAUACCCGUGAUAGACAUCCCGGUGAGUAAUUCCUGUGGCAGAUGAGUCUUUACAUUGU